Messenger RNA from Tarenaya hassleriana, 1076 nucleotides. Its product is annotated as protein BASIC PENTACYSTEINE7. Gene Ontology annotation, biological process: response to ethylene. Lineage: Eukaryota; Viridiplantae; Streptophyta; Magnoliopsida; Brassicales; Cleomaceae. The record is from RefSeq and is a predicted model, not a curated record. The transcript has 2 exons. Bases 157 to 864 code for a protein of 235 amino acids. Gene Ontology annotation, molecular function: DNA-binding transcription factor activity; sequence-specific DNA binding. Gene Ontology annotation, cellular component: nucleus.
AGAUAUCUUGAAAAAAAAAAAAAAAAACUCGGGAAGAGUAGGAAGAGAGAAUGUCAUAGCAUCGGAGAGUGCGCGCGAAAGGCGGAGAGCGAAGCGGUGAAGUCUCGUCUCAGUUUUGUCAUUUUGGGUGUUCAACUUCUGAAACUAGCAGUCAAGAUGAGUUCAUAUCCACAUCAAAACCACAUGAUAUCUGAAGCAAACACGGGUCAGGGCUCGGCGGGCAUGAUUGCAACUCAUGUCCCUUGGUUUUAUCCCGGAAGGUUUAUCCCCAUUCCGAGAACUACAGGCAUCGAUCUUUCACAACUAACUCGAGUAAAUCAUGUGGAAGGCGGCAUGGUUCCUCCAGCUCAUAUUUUUCCUCCUGUUGGGGAUACCAGAAAUGAUACCGAGACCACGAAGCCCAUGAAAGGAAAGUCUACAAGACAAAAGUCCCCAUCCAAAACACCAAAGCCAAACCCACCAAGGAAAAACCCUUCUGCACCCAAGAAGCCGAAGAAAACACCGAGUGUUCCAGAAGUGAAACGAGAGAAGAAAAACCCUAACAUCAACAUCGAUAUCUCAAGCUUUGAUUUUUCUGGGGUCCCAUCCCCAGUUUGUUCUUGCACAGGCGUUCCAAGGGUUUGCUACAAAUGGGGUUUGGGUGGGUGGCAGUCCUCUUGCUGUACCAUAAGUGUAUCAAAGUAUCCUCUUCCCAUGAGCACCACAAGGCCUAGGGCUCGUCUGGCCGGGAGGAAAAUGAGCAAUGGAGCUUAUGUGAAGCUCUUGCUGAGGCUUGCAGGAGAAGGGUACGACCUUUCUCACCCUGUCGACCUCAAGAACCAUUGGGCCAGGCACGGUACUAACAAGUUCGUCACCAUCAAGUAAUAAGUAAUGCCUAAUAUCAUGCUUUACUGUUUACUUACCUGUUAGAGUUUUAACCUAAGUUCAUCAUUUCGGCUAGGAUUUUGCCUUACGGUUUUCAUGUGCCCCCUUGUCCAAGGAUGUCUCUGUAUAUAAACUUUCUAGUACCUUGAAAUCGUAAUGAUCGUGAUUGAUUCGGUGUAAAUUCAACGCCAUAGCCGGAUCAAGUGUUUUGA